Messenger RNA from Dendronephthya gigantea, 2976 nucleotides. Its product is annotated as kinesin-like protein KIF18A. The record is from RefSeq and is a predicted model, not a curated record. Gene Ontology annotation, biological process: microtubule-based movement. The transcript is spliced from 14 exons. NCBI's taxonomy places the organism in Eukaryota, Metazoa, Cnidaria, Anthozoa, Malacalcyonacea, Nephtheidae. Bases 74 to 2818 code for a protein of 914 amino acids. Gene Ontology annotation, molecular function: microtubule motor activity; ATP binding; microtubule binding.
AGCAUAUAAAUACUAGAAAAGAACGUAUAAAAAUAAAUUGAUUUCUUUAGGUUGAUCACAUUUUAGAUCGAAGAUGGUAUACAAAGGUGCAAAGUCAAAGACGGAGCAAUCUAGUAGCGUGAAAGUUGUGGUUCGUGUAAGACCUUUGAACAGUGCAGAAUGUUUAAAGAAUAACAAAAAUGUCGUGAGACCUAUGGACGAACGUGUGAUUGUAUUUGAUCCUGUGGAUGAUUUUGACGCCAACAGUUUUAUACCAAGUAAAAGAUCCCGUCGACGCAGUAACAUUUUAGAUCGGCGGGUAAAAGAUUUAAGAUUCAUAUUUGAUCGUGUAUUUGAUGAAAAUGCAACGAAUGAAGAUAUAUUUCAACACACCACGAGAAGCAUUGUUGACGGUGUUCUUCAGGGAUAUAAUUGCACUGUGUUUGCAUACGGAGCUACCGGUGCAGGGAAAACACAUACGAUGCUGGGAAAUGAUAAAACGCCGGGCGUGAUGCUUCUAACUAUGAUAGAUUUGUAUAAGAGGAUUGAGGAAAUGAAACAUGAGAAAACGUGUGAAGUCGCGGUGUCUUAUCUUGAGGUAUAUAAUGAGAAUAUACGAGAUCUGUUGAUGCCUGGUAAAGAACUUGCAAUGAGAGAAGACCCGCAGAGAGGUGUCUGUGUCAAGAAUCUCACAUUACAUCAGCCAAAGAGUGCAGAAGAGUUGUUUGGGAUGUUGGAAUAUGGUAAUAACAACAGAAGUCAACAUCCAACAGACGCCAAUGCCACCUCAUCCCGAUCUCAUGCAGUUUUUCAAGUUUAUAUCAGACAGAAAAAUGCAGCAUCCGGUCUCAAAACUGAUGUUCAAAUUGCAAAGAUGUCUCUGAUAGAUCUUGCUGGUUCUGAACGAGCGACCGUUACUAAGAAUCGAGGGCCCAGGAUGCGCGAAGGAGCGAAUAUCAAUAAGUCAUUGUUGGCUCUUGGAAACUGUAUCAACGCUUUAGCCGAAAAUAAGAAGAAUGUUCAUAUCCCAUAUCGUAAUAGCAAACUAACGAGAAUCUUGAAGGACUCCCUUGGCGGGAAUUGUAGAACGGUAAUGAUUGCUGCUGUCAGUCCUUCUAGUCUGUCAUAUGAAGAUACAUACAACACAUUGAAGUAUGCUGAUCGGGCUAAAAACAUUAAAUCAAAUAUUAUCAAGAAUGUUGUUAGUGUUGAUGUGCAUGUCAGUCAAUAUGCUAAGCUGGUUUCAGAACUCCAGGGAGAGGUCGGUCGUUUGAAAGAAAGGUUGAAUAAGUUUGAAACAGGAGAAGCUACACCAAUGAAUAGAAAAGUGGAAGCACGGAAGAAAGUCGAAGUUGAAAGGAUAAAAUCUGAAAUCAAGUCAGUUUACAACCAAAAAUCUGACAUCAAAAAGAACAUUCGUGAUGUAGAAUGCUUAGAAAGGGAAAUGAUGGAGAAGUUGCAUAGAAAGCAAAGAAAUGCUGAAUGGAUGAAUAUUCUCUCACACGACGAUUCAAAAACGAACAAGGUUGAAACCAGAGUGAGAAAAUGUUUGUCUGCCACGAAGUCUCGACUAAAGCAUCUGAAAGAACGAAGGGACAAACUGAACGAGCAAGCGAAGGAGAAUGAAGAUUGGUUGCGACGAACUGAGGAAGAAAUCAAUUUGAUUGAUGCUCCAGUCGAUGAUUCGUUUAACUCUCGUACAUUUCUUAAUGUUUAUGAAACUUCAUGUGCGAAUGAGUUAAUCGCAAAGGAACUGAAACAAGAGUGUAAAUAUUAUAAGAAAUGUCUUCAGAAUCAUGAAUCACAACGAAAACGCGAAAAACGUUUGAUAGAUUCUUUAUUAAAGUUUGUACGGAAGCAACACGGGAUUCUUAAAUCAUCUGGCAUGAACACGAAUGAGACGAACGAAGAAUAUGAAAAUAUCGUCACUAUUGUUGAGGAUAACCGGGAGGUAGCCUGGGCCGACCAGAGUGUGGUCGUCGCUGAGAAAGAGCCUGAACCGCUUGAUGUCAUUAAAAAUGCUGAAAAUAAAUUAAAGAACGGUUUUGACACACCACAUGGAACGCCAUCAAGGUCAAAGAUUAUCGACACUAGUUUUGAUCGCACUCCAAGAAGAGUGGUAAAAACGCCGACCUUAAUACUGAGUUCAACCUUGCCAUCUCCGGUAGACAAUAAAACCUCGACAACGAAAGUCGCUCCAGGAACUUAUAAUAUUAACUCGGGUCGAACUGCAGUGAGUCAAGCAAAAUCCCCUUGUCCUGUGAGAUUGAAUUUACUGAGUGCGUUAAAUCAAGAUGGAUCAUCCGGGAACGGUAAUUCAACAAAUAUCGAGCUUAUAAUGCCAUCGUCAACGUCUGCUGGAUUAGCAAGUGACUCAGACCCUAAACAGACGGUGGAGAAUACGUCCAGUGUUCUGAACGAUGCUUCAUUACUGGCGCCUAAGACCGCAUUUGAUAAACGUUUACAAGGAAAGCCACCCGCGGUUAAAAAGCGAUGUAUUGGGCCACCACUUCGUGCACAAAGCAAUACGACGAAUAUAGAUACUUCAAAUUCAAGAAAAAGGGCGAAUUUAACUUCAGGAGGUGAAAAUGGAAAACGAAUUCCUGGUUACGCGUCUCUGACAAAGUCUGCUGCACAGAAGAUCACAGCAAUAGAUAUGCUGCCUAAGAGGUGCCAUUCAAAGGAAAACGAACUCCCUCAAGCAAAACGACGAAAGAUUCCGCGAUCAGCAUCUUCCUGCAGUAGUCUCUCAGAUCAACUUUCAAGAAAACGAGGACAAUAUAAAAACCACGUAAACGGGCUGAAACGUGCAGUCAGCGUCAUGAAUAUGAGAAAGUAGAACUAAUUGUAGUAGAAAAAUUAAAUUUUGUAUGUUUUGCUUAGAAAUUAUGUUCAUAUAAAAGGAUGUAAACAAACAGUACCACUCGGAUUUCAAUCAAAAAAUAUCUCGGAGGUGUAACUGCAUGAUUGUUGUGGCAGAGGCGUGGUACCCAAUCG